Messenger RNA from Capsicum annuum, 1208 nucleotides. RefSeq lists its product as uncharacterized. NCBI's taxonomy places the organism in Eukaryota, Viridiplantae, Streptophyta, Magnoliopsida, Solanales, Solanaceae. The transcript has 4 exons. The coding region runs from base 335 to 880 and encodes 181 amino acids. The record is from RefSeq and is a predicted model, not a curated record.
AUCUCGACUGAUCCAAAAUAAAAAAAAAAUAUAUCAAAAGCUAAUAAUAUAUCUUUACAAAAAAAAUAUAUCUUCAUUAAAUAUAUCAAAAACUAAUUAUAUAUCUCAACAUACCUAAAAUUUAAAUUUUUAAUAAUUAUACAAAAUGUAAAUUUUCGAUAAUUAAACUUCUAUCGGGCGGGAUCUAUGUUGUUUGCCAAAUUGUAAACCCAAACUCCCAAAGCAUGAAACUGGAUUUGGGCUCUAAAUCAUUGGCUGGUUUUUGGGCUGUGUGAACCUGGAAGGCUGAAGCACAAGAAGAAGACACCCAUUAACAGCUCCCAAAGCUUGAGCAAUGUUGAAAAGCUCAUCGUUGUUGCUUCCUCGUUUUUCUUUAACUUCUCCAUUCUACAGACAAGUUGAGACGUUGUCUCGUGAGUAUGGCGGCCCUAGCAAGACAUUGAAGAAGAAAAUUGCAGAAUUGAAGCAGAAGAAGAAACGAAAGGAUCCUCAGAAGAAUGAGUUGUUUGUACAGGUUCCAGAUUCAAGAUCAUUUCUUGAUACUGCUACUAUGCCCAUGAUACUCACUGUCGUUGGCACCGCCCUUUUCGCUAAACUCCUUAUGAUGUAUGAUGAUUCGAAGUCUCAAGAUACAAUUGAGCGAAAAAUAAAGAAUGCGCCUGCUGGUCAAGGGACAGUUAGGAUGCUGACCCGCGAGGAAUGGGAAUCAGUUCAGGAAGUGCGGCCAAGGACUCCAUUUGAAUCUAAACUAGCACGUCCAAAUGCAAGGCUAAGGACAGGGGAACCUCUGAAGAUGGAAGAUGUCAAGGAUUGGACAAUAGAUGUUAUAACCGAUGCACUAACACGAGCUGAAGAAUGUGCUAAACGAGGAUCUAACUAGCUUUUGAGUUGAUAAUAUUGGUCAGCAGUUACAAUUAGAUCUGCUUCUUAUGUAUCGGAAAGGCUCCUCAACGUCAGCUGGUCAUUUCAACAUACCAUCUUUCUAUUACCGGAAGUGGAGAAAUGCUGUUUUUCUUACCGUACAGCAAUGCUAAGCUUAUUGCUACCUGAGUGUACUGUGCAACAUUUUAGAACUUCGAAGAUCUUAACGUAUAGUAACAUACUCCAUUGUUGUGAUAGUUCUCUUUUACAUUAUUGGAAAUGUAAACUUUGGUCAACAUACUGAACAUUUCCUUUGAACCAUAUGCCAGUAAAUAUUGGUCUCCGAA